Molecule: messenger RNA, 2697 nt
Organism: Aphanomyces astaci
Lineage: Eukaryota; Oomycota; Saprolegniomycetes; Saprolegniales; Verrucalvaceae
Exons: 2
Coding region: 1088-2614 (508 amino acids)
Cellular component (GO): lysosome
Molecular function (GO): cysteine-type endopeptidase activity
Source: RefSeq, a predicted model, not a curated record
ACAUAUCUUGUUCGUUGUCGGAUACCGUUAAGUGGAUCCAAUCGUGCCCUUUCAACGACGAGGGCAUCGAUGAUGACGUCACUCAUGGCCGUGGCCAAUCGCGUGCAGAGAAGGAGGAUUGUCAGCCAUGACACCGAUGUCCCCGCGGACACAUCAUGGAGGAGAAAUGUGGCGAGGCACCCGAGGAGGUUGAUACCAAUGAGGUACGACUUGCGGCGGUACCCACACAGAGGAAGGCUAUCGGAAAGGAUGCCAAACACAGGCUUGAUGGACCAUGGGAACGCUGCCGUGGUCAAGAUCGCCUGCGAUUCCACGGGCUGCAAGUGCAUCGUGUCUUUCAUCAGAAACGACACGGAGAGACCGCUAAAGCUACCGAAGCCCUGCACAAAGUACACCAUGCUCACUAGCACGAGGAAUUGCAAGCCAAACACAUCGCGAAGGUGGCCAAACCAGAGACAGAAACUGGCCACCACCGUCGGCAGACUCCUUGUCGCGGACAUGUGCGGCGUUUGCGGGAUCGCCAUUGACGCCACGGGUGUCGGCGGGACUACUAACCGUUCUUUGCCAUCAUUAGCGCCUCCAUCAAUGGCCGUGUCCGUGGCGAGCGUGACGCGGCGAACGAUGUCGCUCUUUGUCAUUUCCCAACGAAAUGCGUGUUCCUGGCAUACCUAUCGGUUAAUUAUAGAUUCGUUCAACGUUCAAGUACGCCAGUGGAAACCGUCGUUCAAGUCCUUCCAUUCUCCAUCUUGUGCCGUUCGACGAACGACUUCGCCGUGUGCGAGGCCGCGAUGGCGAGGCGCAAGUUGAAGUUGCCUGAUCUUUCUUAUUGAGCGUAGAAUGAUGGUAGGGAGAAAACAAUUUGUAUUGGUCAUUAAUCAGAAUAUAUCAUCAAAUGUCCACCCCACGUCAUAUACCCAGAAGAUACAAUACAAUAUUUUAUGUUCUCUUGAUAUUUGUAUGCAAUAAAAUAAGUGAAGAUCGGAAGAAGGCAAGAAAAUCAGUAUGUUUGGUACUGUACCAAGAGGUGUUCUCGUGGUCCCUCAAUCCUCAAUGACAUUUGCCCUUUUGCAGCGACCGACGAAGAAGCAUGAAGAUUGUGCUUGCCGCCAGCACCCUUGCUGGCUAUGUGGCCGCCACCACGUCGUCGUCCUCGUACGAAGCGAAGUUCGUCUCGUGGAUGAAGGCGCAUGGCUUUACCUUCAACCCCGUGGACUGGGUCCAUCGCUUUGAGAACUUCAUCUUGAACGAUCAGUUCAUUGAGGCCCACAACAGCAAGCGCGACUCGUCGUUCACGAUGGGCCACAACGAGUACUCGCACUUGUCCUUUGACGAGUUCAAGCGCCAUCGCGUAGGGCUGCGACUCCCUCCCUCGUACUUGCAGUCCCGUCAAAAGAACCCGCCAGUAUUGAAGCAACAUGCGGCGGCCGUACCGGAUGAAAUCGACUGGGUUGCCAAAGGCGCCGUGACUGGCGUGAAGAACCAAGGCAUGUGUGGCUCGUGCUGGGCGUUCUCCACGACGGGAGCCGUGGAAGGGGCAGCAUUUGUCACGAGCAACAAGUUAGUGAGUCUGUCCGAGCAAGAACUGGUCGACUGCGACGAAGGCGACAAUGGUUGUAGCGGUGGCUUGAUGGACAACGCGUUCAAGUGGAUCAAGCGCCACAAGGGGUUGUGCAAAGAGGAGGAUUACACGUAUCACGCUAAUGCGUCCGUGUGCACCGUCGAGUCGUGUACGCCUGUCACGAAAGUGUUGGGGUACUACGACGUGACCCCAAACGACGAAGAAGAGCUCAAAGCGGCGGUGGCGCAUCAACCCGUGGCGGUGGCCAUCGAAGCCGAUCAAAAGGAGUUUCAGUUUUACAAGUCAGGCGUGUUCGACAAGACGUGCGGAACCAGUUUGGACCACGGCGUGCUGGUUGUUGGCUACGGCACACAAGACGGCAAGAAGUUUUGGAAGGUCAAGAACUCGUGGGGCGAAGAGUGGGGCGACGCCGGGUUCAUUUACCUGGCCCGUGACAUUGGCGUCGAGCAAGGGCAGUGCGGAGUGGCCAUGGUACCCAGCUACCCCUCGGCGUCGAUCAUUUCCGCCGGCGCGCCACCCCCUGCGGACGAGACUGUGACGACCGUGGUCGACGUGGGCUCUGCGGUGGAGAUUUCGCAAUGCGGAGAUGUCGCGACGGAAUUGGUGGCGUUCAGCAACCUUAGCGUAACCCCCGCCAACCCCAAGCGCGGCAAACCCAUCCAUUUUCUCGGGAAUGGCGUGAUCAAGAGCACGUUUGAGUCUGCGCCCUUGACCAUUGCCGUGAAAUUGGCCGGCCAAUUGGUCUACAGCCAUUAUGGCAGUUUGUGCGGAAAGACCCACAUUCCGUUGCCCCUGGGGCUGGGCCACAUUGACGUGGUGGGGCUGGCCUGCCCCGCCCAAGCAGGCAAGUUUGAAGGGUUGCAAGUGGCGCUGAACUUGCCCCACAUUGCCCCCGAAGGCAACUAUGAAGUGUACCUGACCAGCGACCGCGGCGAAGCCAACGCCAAGCAAAGCGUGUUUUGUGUCCAAGUCAAAUUGGACUUGAACGACCAAGCACGUGGAGUGGUGGUGUCCGACCUGCUGGCGCUAUCGUAAACCCGACACACUGUAACAUUGCACUGUUUCAACCUUCUUCGUGGUUUGAAUCCCCUUCAUGAAAUUUUGGUCUUUUGCUACAG